Exophiala viscosa is the source of this 2530-nucleotide messenger RNA. Its product is annotated as Not1 N-terminal domain, CCR4-Not complex component-domain-containing protein. Gene Ontology annotation, biological process: regulation of DNA-templated transcription; nuclear-transcribed mRNA poly(A) tail shortening. The transcript is spliced from 4 exons. The record is from RefSeq and is a predicted model, not a curated record. Gene Ontology annotation, cellular component: P-body; CCR4-NOT core complex; nucleus. Bases 322 to 2226 code for a protein of 634 amino acids. Lineage: Eukaryota; Fungi; Ascomycota; Eurotiomycetes; Chaetothyriales; Herpotrichiellaceae.
GAGCUCAUUGAGCUUUGAGCAUCUCUUGAUUCAAUCAUAGACAGGCGUCCAUCGCGAUCGGAAAUCCCAUCUGCGUCGUGGCUUGAGCGACGUGGGAAAGGUUGAUCAGCACCGCCAAGGAUUUCCGCGAACUAGCUGCAUUAGCUCUGUCACGUGAUCUGCAUCUCCGUUUGAAGUCGCAACCAUUCGAUGAAGCAAGCGCGCGCGGCUGUCUCGUCUGUAUUGAAACCACAAACAAUCUGCCCGAUGUCUUCUUCCUAACCCUCAAUCGACCCUCUGCGACGAGCAUCCCUCCCCCGCCCGGCCAUUUUCCCAACCGCAAUGAGCAUGGCGUCAAGGAAGACCCAACAAGAGAUUGACAAGACCUUCAAGAAGGUGGAUGAAGGCAUCCAAGCCUUCGAAGGCAUAUACGAAAAGAUCUACACCUCCAACAAUGCAGCGCAGAAGGACAAACUAGAAGAUAACUUGAAAAAGGAGAUCAAGAAACUGCAAAGAUCUCGCGACCAGAUCAAGACGUGGGCGGCCGGCAAUGAGAUCAAGGAUAAGUCCGCCCUGCUCGAGCAGCGGAAGAGGAUAGAGAAAUGUAUGGAAAUAUUCAAAGCCGUCGAGAAGGAGAUGAAGACCAAGGCAUUCUCGAAAGAAGGUCUAUCUCAGAACACCAAAUUAGAUCCCAAAGAAAAGGAACGGGAAGAGCUGUGCGACUUUCUGUCAGAUCAACUCGACGAAGUGAACAGAAUCUUGAUCGAAGAGCUGGAGCCAGAAGCUGGGAACAUACAGACCGCGCUCAAAAAGAAGCAGAAAGAUAACUCCAAGGCGGAUCGACUUGCGGAGUUAGAGUCCAUGACCGAUACAUACAAAUGGCACGAAUCCCGACUGCAGCUACUCCUGCGAUCUUUACAAAACGGCAAUGUCGACAACGAUGCCGUUGCCGCUAUCAAAUCAGAAAUCGAGGAUGUGGUGAGGGAUGGUAAAGAGCCUGACUUUGACGCGGAGGCCUACGAGGGCAUCUACGACGAUUGCAACCUGGACAGCGAAGAGGCGCAAUUCGGAUUGAACAAUGAAGGGGAACGAAUGUCGUCGCAAGAUGCGCAGUCUGUUCAAGAAGAACCCGAGCCAGACCCGAAUACCGUGAAGAAGACAAAGGUCGAACACAUUCCCGCCAGGCGGCCCUCCACGCAACUCAAGUCUCCUCUACCUGCCCUUGCAACACUAAAUACUAUGCCACCUCCACCUCCAAUACCCAAAGACACCACCAUGAAACCAGCGCCACUACCUAACCGACCUCCUGGGGAGACUUUGAAGUACGCAUCAGCAGCCGCCGCUGCUGCUGCAAGCGAUAAGAGUGGAGUUGGGAUUGCACCUCUUCCUCCUCCUAUUGGGGUCAGCCCGUCACCUGGUACAUCUCAUCCCUUACCAGCCCCGGUCAGAACGUCUGCCGAACCGUCUCCGGCCUCGGUGCCUGCACAACCGGUAGAGGAGACAGCGUCGCCAGCCCCUGUUGCAGCCAGCAUGGACGGCUCGACAUCCCAAGAACAGUCCAGCCACUCCAAAUCUCCCACGCUCAGCUCCGCGAGUGCUCCGGGCGCGAGUGUCCAGAGCAGCAUUCCAGCGACGCCUGCGAUGGAGACAUCCGAGGCUGUGCAGGAGCCCGUGAUAGCGGACGAGCUACCUACGACGAAUGGUGAUGCGCAUGAAGAUCCAUCAGUAGUGGAAUCAAUAUACCAUCUGCCUCCGGGGCUACAGGAUCUCUUGGACUCAUUCGAAACGACCAAGAACCGAGCAGCUCAACCUCCGUCACAGUUGGCAAGACUACUGCAGGCUUCACAGGAUACGUGUCCGGAACCUUCGGACAGCGACCGGCCGCAACACUAUCGUCCGACGCUCAAGUACAAUACUCCGGCACAUUACCCACAGGAUGUUCUUCCCAUAUUUGACGAUCCGGCCUUGUACGAUAACCAGAGACUGGAGACAGACACACUGUUCUACAUUUUCUACUAUCGGCAAAACACCUACCAGCAAUGGCUUGCGGCCCGUGCUCUCAAGAAUCAGAGUUGGCGGUUCCACAAACAAUAUCAAACGUGGUUUCAGCGGCACGAGGAGCCGAAGCAAAUUACGGAAGAGUACGAACAGGGCACGUAUCGAUUCUUUGACUACGAGAGCACCUGGAUGAAUCGCCGGAAGGCUGACUUCAAAUUCGUGUACAAAUUCCUGGAGGAUGAUCUGUAAGAUAGCGUACCGAAGCGGCCUGGCUACCUUGCUGUCCGUCGGCUUCCUGCAUGCAUGACAUGUUGCAGACCACAGAACGCUCUCACCUCGCAAAGACGAAGAGUGCAACAGAGCCUCGUUCUCAACCUCCACACAGCUUCCUUUCUUGGAAUUUCCUUGCAUAGUCGUUCCUCGGAGUAGCCUUCGACCUCCCCCCGAACCGCUCUGUGCAAUAUGAUCCAUCCUCUUCUGCAUACUGGACUAACUGUACUCCCUUUCAAGGUUUGAUAGAAAUGGUCGCCUACUCCGCCUCACUCUUUCUGUG